Trematosphaeria pertusa is the source of this 1161-nucleotide messenger RNA. Its product is annotated as acid protease. Gene Ontology annotation, molecular function: aspartic-type endopeptidase activity. The record is from RefSeq and is a predicted model, not a curated record. Gene Ontology annotation, biological process: proteolysis. Lineage: Eukaryota; Fungi; Ascomycota; Dothideomycetes; Pleosporales; Trematosphaeriaceae. The coding region runs from base 1 to 1077 and encodes 358 amino acids. The transcript is spliced from 2 exons. Gene Ontology annotation, cellular component: fungal-type vacuole.
AUGCUCUUCACUACCAAUAUCUCCAUCGGCACACCACCCCAACCGUUUAUCGCAUGUGUCGACAUCAACUGGUCAGAUCUAUUCGUACCCUCCUCAUCCUGCAUGCUCGAUCCCGACAUGCAGCGAUAUUGCUCCCCGUUCCGAAAGUUCAACUCGACGCAAUCUUCAACCCACGUCCCUGCAUCGGCCUUUGAAGACACGCAGUACGAAUUUCUGUGGGCACGUGGCUACCUCGCGCAUGAUACAGUUCACAUUGCUCAACUCCAGAUUUCGAAUCAGACCUUUGAAGAUGCUGCGUUCUGGCGCUCCCAGUAUCGCAGCGGCUGGGCGCCAAUCGACACAGGCCUCGGCCUUGCGCGCUCAAGGCCGAGAGAGUCGCGUGAUCGAGACAACACGGCUGAGUGGGGUAGUUCUAUACUCCAAAAUCUCAAAGAACAAGGAGCUCUACAAGAGAACAUCUUCUCGCUCCAACUUCCGCGGGCAGAUGAAGAGCUAGGAAAUUUGGUGCUCGGAGGGAGUGAUCUUCAGCGGGGCCGGCAGAGCCGCAUUCUAACACUACCACUAACGAACAAAUCCGUGAGCUCAGGACCUAGGCUCUCCUUCCUCGUGAGCUCGGGAUGGCAAGCAAACAUCUCCUCCAUGAGUCUACACUCCAGCAUCAACAACCAAGCUCCUCUCGAUAUCGACCUUAAGGGCGGCACCGCAAUCUUCUCCAAUUGGCACGACUUCAUCUCCGUCUCUCCUCCUAUGGCGGAGCGCAUUCUCACAUACCUCCAUCUCUCGGAUCUUUACCCCGAUCCGCCUUGCUCCCAGAUAUCCGAUCUACCCAACCUUACUCUCGGCUUCGGAGAUGUUGGAAAGAUUACCCUGACGCCGUCGCAGUAUACCGUGAGAGUCAAGAGCGUGUACAGAGAUGAUGAGGACCGGUGUGUUAUCCCGUUUACGGACUGGGCGCACGAUGGUCUCCGUGAGGAAGGGGAGAAGUUCGUGGUGCUUGGGACUGCUGUGCUGCAAAAUCUGAUCACGGAGUUUGAUCUGGAUAAGGAGACGAUUUCGUUUUCCGCGCGAGAUGACUAGGAAUAUUGGUGUCAUUUCGGGUAACGAGUUGAUAUGUAAAAGAGUGAGAUGGAAUGCGGAACUACAUUCACACUUCGGAACGUC